AUGGUGACAGUUCUGAGAUUGUCUUGUUUUGUGAAAUUUCAACUUGAAGAUGCAGAGAAAGCCCUCACUUUAGGUCCAUUGUUGGCUAAAUUCAACACCAUGAAAGUGAUUGGGAGAAAGGGUUAUGUCUCUUUUAUUGAUUAUAAGGUACUAGAAACUGCAACAAACAAUUUUCAGGAAAGUAAUAUCCUGGGUGAGGGCGGGUUUGGUUGUGUCUACAAGGCGCGGUUGGAUGAUAACUCCCAUGUGGCUGUGAAGAAGGUAGAUGGUAGAGGCCAGGAUGCUGAGAGAGAAUUUGAGAAUGAGGUGGAUUUGUUGACUAAAAUUCAGCACCCAAAUAUAAUUUCUCUCCUGGGUUACAGCAGGCAUGAGGAGUCAAAGUUUCUUGUCUAUGAGCUGAUGCAAAAUGGAUCUCUGGAAACUCAAUUGCACGGACCUUCUCAUGGAUCAUCUCUAACUUGGCAUAUUCGAAUGAAAAUCACUUUGGAUGCAGCAAGAGGAUUAGAGUAUCUACAUGAGCACUGCAACCCACCAGUCAUCCAUAGAGAUCUUAAAUCAUCUAAUAUUCUUCUGGAUUCAAACUUCAAUGCCAAGCUUUCGAAUUUUGGUCUAGCUGUAAUUGAUGGGCCUAAAAACAAGAACAACUUGAAGCUUUCAGGCACCCUGGGUUAUCUAGCUCCUGAGUAUCUUUUAGAUGGUACAGAAUCUAAACUUCUUAUAGUUUUUUUUUUUCAUAUCCACAUAUUUUAUUUUUCAUAAAUAUGACUAUUGAAAGCUUCAAACAUGCUGUAAAAUAGCUCGGAUCUUGAUAAACAUAUUAAAUCA
This is a messenger RNA of Vitis vinifera (wine grape), 825 nucleotides long. Its product is annotated as probable receptor-like protein kinase At1g80640. Gene Ontology annotation, biological process: protein phosphorylation. The record is from RefSeq and is a predicted model, not a curated record. The transcript is spliced from 5 exons. Gene Ontology annotation, molecular function: ATP binding; protein kinase activity. Lineage: Eukaryota; Viridiplantae; Streptophyta; Magnoliopsida; Vitales; Vitaceae. The coding region runs from base 1 to 759 and encodes 252 amino acids.